Molecule: messenger RNA, 459 nt
Organism: Cetraspora pellucida
Lineage: Eukaryota; Fungi; Glomeromycota; Glomeromycetes; Diversisporales; Gigasporaceae
Source: the annotation of a GenBank genome assembly
AUGUCGGGUAUAGGCUGGUCUAAGUUGACGUUAAAUGAAUUAAAAGACUUGUGUAUGUCAUGCAGUUUAUCUAGUGUAGGGAAUAAGGAGGACCUUAGUGAUAGGUUCCAGGCAUAUUUCGGGAAGAAUAAAGGAAAGGCUACAGACAAGAGUGAAGUAGAGGAUGAUGAAGAUUUGGAUGACAUUAUCGAAGUACCCAGAAUUGAUGCGGAUGAAAGGAAUUGGGAUAAUGGAAGGGAUGCUGACCUUGAGUUGGAUGACAUGCGUGCAUAUUCACAGGAAGCAGACAAUAGGAUUAAAGAUGAGUUAGUAGGUCAUUCCCAAGGAAGAGAGAAGGCAGAACAAAUAACAGUUGAUAUGUUUCUGUCAGCGAUGGGUAAAAUUGAAAUGAAGAUGGAAAGAAAUUUUUCUGCUCUACAUAGAGAAAUAGAGGAGUGUGAUUUAUUGGAUGAAGCAUAG